This is a messenger RNA of Diaporthe citri, 546 nucleotides long. RefSeq lists its product as uncharacterized. The record is from RefSeq and is a predicted model, not a curated record. Bases 1 to 546 code for a protein of 181 amino acids. NCBI's taxonomy places the organism in Eukaryota, Fungi, Ascomycota, Sordariomycetes, Diaporthales, Diaporthaceae. The transcript is spliced from 3 exons.
AUGGACGCCUAUCUUGUACAACGGCAAGCGACGCCAACGUCGGAAAAUGGAGGCCAGCCGACGAGAACGCCAGAUGGCUUCGUCGUCGAGAACGGCCGCAUAGUCCCAUACUGGUACACAAGAGAGGGCCUCAUCGUGAAGUGGUCCGUCUUCUUGGGUCUCAUGGUCUUGAUCACCCUGUACAUCACAAUCGGCUACAUCCACGCAAAGAAGAGGAUACGCAAGGGCCUCGUGCCGCUCGCAUACCACAGGUGGCUCGUCUCCCGCGCCGAACUGGCCCGCGUCGACCCGCGCUACGCCUACCCGCAGGCCACCUACACCAACUACCGCCCCGGCUACUACCAGCAGUACCCACCGGGAUACAACAUGCAGAACAUGCCGCCCCCGCCUCCGAUGUACGAUCCCAGCGCUCCCAGGCCCCCAAUGUACGAUGGUCCCCAGGGUGGUUCCAAGCUGGCCCCGACCCAAGACUACGAGGCACCACCACCUGGUCCCCCGCCGGCGCAGAGGAACGACACCGGGUCGUCGAACCCCUUCAGAGGUUAG